Psilocybe cubensis is the source of this 837-nucleotide messenger RNA. Its product is annotated as putative hydrolase. The coding region runs from base 1 to 837 and encodes 278 amino acids. The transcript has 3 exons. The record is from RefSeq and is a predicted model, not a curated record. Gene Ontology annotation, molecular function: hydrolase activity. NCBI's taxonomy places the organism in Eukaryota, Fungi, Basidiomycota, Agaricomycetes, Agaricales, Agrocybaceae.
AUGUCCGAAUUUCACGUCCGAGAAGCGCCUAGCUCUGAGCAAGACUUCCUACCGAGAGUAAAACCAAGUCCAAAGAAAUCCAAGAUACCAGGAUCUUUCUCGUACACGGCUAGUGAUGAUGGGACUGACGAGAAUUUGCUCAUUCUUCUGCACGGUCUUGGUGACACAGAACUCCCAUUCUCAAAAAUGGGGAAAUCCUUAAAAUUGCCUCAGACUGCGGUACUUGCACUGCGUGCCCCGGAACAAGUCCCGUUCCUUUACGAGGAAGCGUACCAGUGGUACACGUCCUUUGACGACCUGGGAGAAACAAUUACACGUCCAAACCCAACUCCAGCUCUUCAAUUUCUGUCCAAGGUCAUCGACCAUUUGAUGAAAGACUGCGCCUGGCCUAUCUCGCGCAUUCAUUUCUUUGGGUUUGCACAAGGGGGGUCUGUGGCCGCCGAGUUUGGGAUAUACUGGUGGAAACUGCAAUCGAAAAGCAUCACCUCAGGAAAUACGACAGACGGGACACAAACGCCUGCAGUACCAUCAUUUGGUUCCAUUGUUUCUGUCUCGGGCCCUCUUCUGUCGUACCCCACCCUGCCUUUGCUCUGUCCAACGCCCGUUCUAAUAGUCCACCGAUCUCCACCUGCCGACACAGCGCUACCCUCUGACGCUAUCCCCGCAUUCAAAAAGGGAUAUCAAAAUGUCACCGAAUCAAAGCUGGGGCCCAAACCCGCUGGGAUGCCCGCAUCAAGGCAAGAAUGGGAACCUAUCAUGCGCUUCUGGAGUCAACAUCUCUCCAAACGCCAGAUCAGCGGUCUAUACGAAGUUCUGUCUGGUUCCGGUGUACCUUGA